UUUUUUUUGUGGAUGCGGUUUUCGUCUCGACCUUCAAGCUUCGUUUGUUUUGUUUUUUUUUCCUUCUCCCCCCUCUCCCUCUCUCUCUUUCUUCCUCGUUUCUUUCUGGCGUUCGAGCGAAACGGGGGGGAAAAACAAUGUGCGAAAACAUCUGGGUGCGGCGCACUUCGGGGGGGAAAGGGUUCGCCCUCGCGGACGUCGCGCGCGUCUCUGCCUCUUGUGUUUCCUCGCUGAGCGUUGUGGACAUUUUGUAUCCUCUUUAGCGCUCGCCGUCGGCGCUCUCACCGAGGAGGCGUUCGCGUUUUCGCUUCAACCCCUGCCGUCGUCCGGUUAGCCCGGGUUACUGCCGGAGGAGAAACGACAACGACGACAACAACAACAACAAAAGAGGUUACGGCCGUGGACGGUAAACAAGUUGGGAAGACGAAUGGUGGCUCGACCGAGGAGAAUGCGCAAACUGGGCUAGCUUUGUGGGCGCAGUUGGAGGCGGCUGUAGCUAACAGCGGCUAACGCAAAGGAAACCCCCACGGAGCUGGUCGGGAGAGCUAGCCGAUGUCCGACACUCGAGGUAUUUUCCGGACGUCGACGUCGGAGGCAUUUUGCGGACAUCUGUAAACGAGACGCCAGCGCGACAUCGACUCCAACGAAAAAAAAUUGUUGCUCUCGGAUUUUGCACCGGCCACACACUGGGACCCAGGGGCUUAAGUCAUAAAUGACAAGCGCCUCAGGAUGUCCAAGCGGAACUUGUUUGUUCGUCUCGUGCCGUGCCGCUGCUUGCGGGGUGAGGAGGAGACCGUGACCUCGCUGGACUACUCCCACUGCAGCCUGGAGACGGUUCCUAAAGAGAUCUUCAGCUUUGAGAAGACCCUGCAGGAACUCUACCUCGAUGCUAACCAGAUUGAGGAAUUACCUAAACAACUGUUUAACUGCCAGUUGCUCCACAGGCUGAGCAUGCCAGAUAAUGACCUAACCGUGUUGCCAGCAGCGAUUGCAAACCUCAUCAAUCUCAGGGAGCUUGAUGUCAGCAAGAACAGUAUUCAGGAGUUUCCAGAAAACAUCAAGAAUUGCAAAGUCCUAGCUAUUGUAGAGGCCAGUGUGAACCCCAUAUCUAAGCUCCCUGAGGGCUUUACCCAGCUUCUGAGUCUGACCCAACUCUACCUUAAUGACGCCUUCCUUGAAUUUUUACCAGCAAGCUUUGGCAGACUGACUAAACUACAGAUCCUGGAGCUGAGGGAGAACCAGCUGAAGAUGUUGCCAAAAAGCAUGCACAAACUCACACAGCUGGAGAGAUUGGACCUGGGGAGUAAUGAGUUCACUGAGGUGCCUGAGGUGCUGGAGCAGCUGACUGGAAUCAAGGAGCUGUGGAUGGACGGCAACAGACUGACAUUUUUACCCGGGAUGCUGGGGAUGCUGAAACAGCUGACAUAUUUAGACAUGUCCAAGAACAACCUGGAGAUGAUCGAUGAGCAGAUCUCCGGGUGUGAGAGUCUACAGGAUCUUCUGCUCUCCAACAAUGCACUCACACAACUACCUGGCUCAAUUGGUUCUCUUAAGAAGCUGACUGCCCUGAAGGUGGAUGAGAACCAGCUGAUGUACUUGCCAGACUCCAUUGGAGGACUGACUUCGUUGGAUGAACUGGACUGCAGUUUCAAUGAGAUUGAGGCCCUACCUUCUUCCAUUGGCCAGUGUGCCAGCAUGCGUACCUUUGCUGCGGACCACAAUUUCCUUUCACAGCUCCCCCCAGAGAUGGGCAACUGGAAGAGUGCUACUGUGCUGUUUCUGCACUCCAACAAGCUGGAGUCUUUGCCGGAGGAGAUGGGCGACAUGCAGAGACUCAAGGUUAUCAACCUCAGUGACAACAAAUUGAGGAAUCUACCCUACAGUUUUACUAAACUGAACCAGAUGACUGCAAUGUGGCUGUCUGAGAAUCAGUCAAAGCCCCUUAUCCCCCUCCAGAAAGAGGAAGAUCCAGACACAGGCAAAACUGUGCUCACCAACUACAUGUUCCCCCAGCAAACCAGGACAGAGGAGUACAUUCCCAACUCGGACUCUGAGAGCUUCAACCCCUCUCUCUGGGAGGAGCAGCGCAAGCAGCGAGCCCAGGUGGCGUUCGAGUGCGACGAGGACAAGGACGAGAGAGAGACGCCACCACGGGAGGGCAACCUGAAGCGCUACCCUACACCGUAUCCAGAUGAGUUGAAGAACAUGGUGAAGACAGCUCAGUCAGUGGCUCAUCGUCUAAAGGAGGAUGAAUCAAGUGACGAGUCGUGCAAAGACGCGAGACCUGUUGAGCAGAAUCACAUCGGCGUGCAGGAUGUUGGAGUCAAGGUAAUAGAGACCUCCUGUGCCAAUGGCAAAGCAACCGAGAUGGAGCCCAAAUUAUCUACCAACACAUGUGUCCAGAACUCCCCCACAAAUGAUCUAAAAGACACCUCUGAGUCUUACAGCUCCCAGAAGGUCCCACUCAAAUCCUCAGAGACCUCUGUGGUCAACCAUGAAGACACACUUGAGGACUCCGAAGAGCUGUCAGAUGAGGAGGAAGAGAUGAAAAUAGCAGAAAUGAGACCACCUCUUAUUGAGAUCUCUAUCAACCAACCUAAAGUAGUGACCCUUAGUAAGGACAAAAAAGAUGAUGGGAAAGACGCUGACUCAUUGCUUGAUGACACUGUGGCCAACAGCAACCAGAACAACAGCAAUUGCUCAUCGCCAUCACGGAUGUCUGACUCUGUGUCUCUGACCACAGAUAGCAGUCAGGACAACUCCCUUUGCACCCCAGAGAGAGAGUCAAAGAUGCCCUUUCUUCCCAGGAGGAGGCAAGAAGAUGAGAAUAUGAACCAACACAAAGAGACCACUCCUCUGCUUCAUAAUGGUAAUGGUUUGGACAUAUCCUUGCAGGCUCUGCCAAAAACCCAGCAAACCCAGCCCGAGAAAAUGGGUGACUAUGACCUCUCAAUGGAGGCAAGGCUAGCAUUCAUUGAGAAAGGUAUUAAUAACGGCAUGGGAGAUGCCUUUACCAACUGGGACCAGAUCAAUAUGAACGUGUCCAAGCUGCCACCUGAUAAUAUGGUUCAACUGGACGACUUGGACAAACAUAAGAAUGGUUCCACUGUCAAGGAGGACUUGAAUAACAAAAAAGGCUUCAGCGUUGACAACAUAGACCAUUUAGAAAAUGGCAACCAACAGAUCAGUGACUGCUUUAAUAGCCUGGGGAACAGAAGCCAAGCAGUGUCACCAAUAAGAGUAGAGACAUCUGCAGUGCAUAUGGCCUCGUCAGGCGGGACAGUCAGCAGUGAUAUGUCUCUUUCUCGUAGCACAGAGGAUCUAUCCCCAGAAAAAAGGUGCCCUCGUCCUCAAGUGGUGAAGUCCCAGAGCAUCACCAACAUUGAGACUGGGGGCAUGAAGUUAUACUACAUUGAUGGGGAGGGUGAUGCAUGUGAUGCAGGAACGGUAAACAGGAUAGCUGUGGCUGCUCCAGCACCAGGAGCUCAGGGCCAGAGCAUAGCCAGGAGCAAGUCAGCCUCCCUGCUCAAUGACCAGACUCUCCAGGUCUAUGCUAGCUCUUCUGCCUCCUCCUCAGAUUUGCUCUCCAGCACUUCUAAACUUUUGACCAGCUCCAGCAGGUAUCCAGUUUCCUCCAGCAUGGCCAUGGGUAUCCCUCCUCCUCAAUACAAUAUUCAAUACACAAGCAGUUCCAUGCCCACAGAGGGCCUCUGGACCCAGAGGACACCUAUUCCCCCAGACCACCAAGGCUACCUCCCUCCACCUCAACACUCACAAGCCAACACCAACUACUCCAAUCGUAACCAAGCACCACCCUACCCCUUGCAGCCCCAGCAAAGAGGUACUUCAAUGGGCCCCAAGCCCCCUGGUGACAUGUGGACUAAGGAAAGACUACAGUCAUCUGGUAGCCAGCCAAGGAGUAGCACUCUGCAGAGGCAGAGCAGUAGCUCCUCCACAGCCUCUAUGGGAGACCCAAGGCGGAUGCAGGUGCUUGAAGGAGAGUACAUGACAUACAGGGACAUCCAUACUCUUGGCAGGGGACCGCUGGCAAUGAGCCAGGCCAUGCAGCGGCCCCUCUCUGCUCGCACAUACAGUAUAGAUGUACCUGGAUCUUCUCGGCCUCUCGGUGCUAGGGCACAGCCCCAUGAACUGCCAGAGAGGACCAUGUCUGUCAGUGACUUCAGCUACCAGCACAACAGCCCCAGCAAGCGGCCCAGUAAUAGGGUCAAGUCUGAGCACUCCCUCCUUGAAGGGCCUGGAGCAGGACCAGGGGGAAUUGGAGCAGGAAAGGUGCCAGCUGACUGGAGAGACCAGGUGAUGCGUCACAUUGAAGCUAAGAAAAUGGAAAAGGAUGAGGUGUUUGGUCUCCAGGGGCAGCAGAGCUACACCAUGGACCCCCACAGAAAAGUGCCUUCGAUUAAUGGUCAGUUGGGCCCUCACGUUCGUCCUCAGAUGAGCCAGUCAAUGGCCCGCCACCCCUCCAGAGAGCAGCUCAUAGAUUACCUUAUGUUGAAAGUCUCCCAGCAGUCCCAGGGGCCCCCACGCAUGCCACAUGAUACAAUGCAGCAAGAGAUCCGUGUGAAGGUGGAGAAGAAUCCGGAGCUGGGUUUCAGUAUAUCAGGAGGAGUGGGGGGCCGAGGAAAUCCGUUCCAUCCAGACGACAAUGGUAUAUUUGUGACCAGAGUCCAACCUGAGGGGCCUGCAUUCAAGGUUCUUCAGCCUGGAGAUAAAAUCAUCCAGGCGAACGGAUACAGCUUUGUGAAUAUCGAUCAUGGGAACGCGGUUUCCCUCCUGAAGACAUUUCCCAGCACUGUGGAUUUGAUAAUUGUAAGAGAAAUGUUGGCAUAGUCUUUUUUUUUGUGUGUGUGCGAAUUCCGCUUGGACAUCAGAAGAGAUGAGUAGGGAAACACGGAAACCCAUGUUCACUCAUAUUUUUAUACAAAGAAGAAACUGGUCUAUAGAAACCUAUGGGGAAAUAUUUAUGAGAUCUUCAGAGCCUUCGUGUAAAGGGGGGAAACCACUGCGCGCAGUGGAUUUAGAAGAGAAAUGGGCAAAAAUCUGGAAGUAUGUUGUCGUCAAGAGGCCGUCACUGUGGUAUGGAGUAAUUUUAUAUAAAGGAUCCUGAAGACAUGACCUGCUCUGAAACAAGUAACAACUGUGCUCUCUGUACAGCUUUUUUUGUUUUGUUUGUUGUUUGUUUUGUUUUAUAAAAGUCAGUUUGAAGCUUCCCAUCACCCAUUCCAUUUUUUUUUGGGGGGGGGGGGAGAACGAACUGUAGCUUACCACUAGGGGGCAGGGCUCCCACUCUUUCGUCAUCAAACUUGCCUAUCUCUUUUAAUUGUGACUUAAUUUAACAAGAUGUUGAAACCACUCGCUGGUGUGUUGUGUGAUGUGAUACGGGGGACAGCGUUAUGUGCUUUUUUUGUGAAGAUGAAUGUAGAGCAAGGUGGAGUUUUUUGUUUUUUUUGUUUUUUUUUUUGAAAGAGUUUCUGUUUUCCUGAAGAUCGAAGAGCCCGAGUAAGGCGGGGUUGGAGGGAGGGCGAAUCAUCCAUCUCCAUAACUCUAUACACGUUCCAACAUCCUACUGCGAGCAGAAAAUACUGCACUCACUAACCCCAUCCAUCCCUCUCGGGCAAACGAUCUGCCCCUGUUCUGCGUCUCGCCACCACCCGUCGCCGUUUUACCCGCUGACGAAAGCCUUCACAAUACGGCUGCGUCACGGUGUCCUGGAUGCUGGAAGGAUGCUCUCCGAACGUGCUCGUUUCACAUAGACCGGAAUCCGGAGCGGGAGAUGACCCUC
Lampris incognitus (smalleye Pacific opah) is the source of this 5800-nucleotide messenger RNA. RefSeq names its product erbb2 interacting protein (gene erbin). Gene Ontology annotation, cellular component: adherens junction; postsynaptic density; postsynaptic membrane. The record is from RefSeq and is a predicted model, not a curated record. Gene Ontology annotation, biological process: neurotransmitter receptor transport, endosome to postsynaptic membrane; neurotransmitter receptor transport postsynaptic membrane to endosome. NCBI's taxonomy places the organism in Eukaryota, Metazoa, Chordata, Actinopteri, Lampriformes, Lampridae. The transcript has 26 exons. Gene Ontology annotation, molecular function: protein binding. Bases 730 to 4848 code for a protein of 1372 amino acids.